UAUUAUUGUGUGCUUUCUCUUUCAGACGCUCAUUGGCUGCGUGCUCUAAAACCAAGAGGGCUAUACCAUUAAUAACAAGGAGGGGUUCCAACGUGUACUGUCCGCAGAGAACGUGUUUAACAACCACUCAGACCCAUUCAGCGUUUCGUAGCCAAAAUAAAAACGAAUAGAAUGUCACUGUUAUACUGAACAUUCCCGUGUUUUUCACCGCUCAUGCGAGCAGUAGAAGCGGUUUCGUGUUCCGUCUCCCCUCAGUGACCGCAGCUGGAGGUUGCGCUCAAAAUGGCUGGAGGAAAACAGUUAUGAAGAUCAGCCGUUUUGCAAGAUAUCUCCUCUGAUUAUGACCUCCGGAGCGGAGUGAAGACGAACCCUCCGGUCUCCCGGGGACUCGGGGGAGAGCUGAGAGGGAGGGACAGGCCCUGCACCCCCCCCCCCCGCGGCACCCUGGGGGCAGAGUGAAGGAGGAGGCUGAAACACCCAUUAGGGCACGGUGUCGCGGCGCUGGAGAAGCUCUACCGGGGCCCGGCGUUGGCUCGGGGUGUGUCUGAGCUCAGCAUGUCUUCUUCAGCCUGCGUGGAAAUGAGUGUCGCCGUAUCGUUUCCAUCGGUGGAGGUCUGCAGACCGUUCCGAAGGCAGGCGGCCACGCCCCUCACGGUCGACGCUGGGCCCAGUUGGUCGGUCCUUCAGGCAGCGGUUGAGACCAGAGCUUCAUGCCCGAUGAAGAGCCUCCAGUUCCGCAACAUCGCCCCCAAGGCCCCGGCGGCGGUGGUCUCCUGCCCCCCCCAGGCGCUGCUGCCGUGCCCCCCUCCCUCGGCCGUCCCCGACGCGGCCAGCAGCCCCUGCCCCAAGUCCAUCAUGGUGCCCGGCCAGAACUACGCCCUCAUGCAGAUCGCCGGUCAGGACGGGACCUUCUCCCUGGUGGCCCUGCCCCCCUCCGUCUCCCCCCAGACUCCCCAUCCCCAGCAGCAGCAGGCCCCGCCCGUCCAGAACAACCCCAAGUUACCCAUCCCUCGGUACCCGCCCAUGAGGAGCAAGGGCGCCUCGGAGAAGACCAAGCCGCCGCCGCCGCCGCCGCCGCCGCCCUCCCCCACGGCGAAGACCCUGCCCAAGGUCGCCAUGGCGACGCGGGCGCGGUCGACGGACGCCCCGCCUCCCGUCGUCAAGAGGAAGCUCCUGGAGUCCAAGGACUUCAGAGAGCCGCCGCCGCCGCCGCCGCCGCACAAGGAGCUCUCGGAGCAGGUCAUCCUGAUCGACCCCACCGCCUCCGAGAUCUCCGUCAGCCCCCUCCUCCCGGAGAACGCCGUCCUGUUCCCCGGACCGCCGCUGGAGCUGGACGUCCCGCCUCAACGCCCCCCACCCCCCGCCGCCGCCGCCGUCGCAGACGUUGUUCACAGCCUCCUCUACCCCCCCGCUCCCCCCGCCAACGUCUCCCACAGCAAAGCCCCGGAGGAGGUUAAGAAGGAGCCCAGACCCUGCCAGCCCCGGCCACCGGCCGCCGCCAGCAUCACGGUCCUCUCGCCCGCCAUCUUCAGCAAGGCGGUCCAGAUCAUCCCCUCGCCGCCCAAAGGCAAGCUGCCCAUCGCGCCGUACUCCAAGAUGAAGAGCGCCCUGGUCCCGGCGGCCAAGCUCAGCGCCGCAUCCCCGGAGACCAAGGCUCUCUGCGGACAGCUGGGUCUCUCCAGCACCUCUGAGACCGCAGCCCAGACCUCCUUCAAGACCGAACCCCUGGUGGUCAGCCCGCUGCCCACCCCUCUGAUCGGUGCCCAGCCCCGGACCCCCUUCCUGCCCGUCCUGGGCGCCCCGCACAAAGCCCCCGGCAAGAAGAGGGGCCGCAAGAGGAAGACCACGGAGGACGUGCUGACCUUCGAGGCGCGGCGGAAGAGGUCCCUGUCUUUCUUCCGCCGGAGGGUCCCGGAGAAGCCCCCGGCCGGCGCCUCGGCCACGGCCGCGGCCUCGCCGCCGAGCGAGGUGGACAUCACCAAGAAGUACCGCAGCAUCCGGCCCAAGCCCAUGCUCGUCAUGGAGACGGUGCCCCAGCUGCGCAGCCUGCCGCCGCCGGCCGUUACCUCAGAUUGCCUGGAGCAGGAUCUCCUACGAGGCAACCCCCUCCCCGGCCACACGCCCAGCACCCCCAACGGCCGGCCGCCGCCGCCGCCGCCGCCGCCGGCCCCCCUGGCCCUCCAGCUGAAGGGCGGAGCCCCCCACCAGAGGAUGUUCAUGGGCGGGCGACCGCUGCACCGCUGCCCGACCUGCAGCCGCUGCUUCCAGUUCAAGCACCACCUGCAGAGCCACAUGAACAGCCACACCAACAGCCGGCCCUACGUCUGCCCCUUCUGCCGCAAGGCCUACGCCCACUCGGGCAGCCUGAGCACGCACACCAAGCUGCACCACUCGGACUGCUGGCCGCUCAAGACGCUGCGCUGCGAGUUCUGCGACAAGGCCUUCGGCUACGUGGGCGUGUACUUCAGCCACCUGCGGGAGGUGCACAAGGUGGUGCUGACGGUGGAGCCCUCCAUCAGCCACCACGAGGACGACGUGGCCGUGGCGGGGGCCGCCUCCCUGGACCAAUCGGAGGACCCCGUGGACCCGGUGGAGCUGCAGAUCAAGUGCGGCCGCUGCCAGGCCACCACGCCCACCUUCGCCGGCAUGAAGCUGCACCUGCUGCAGGUGCACCGCGAGGAGACGCCGCCGCGGGCCCGCGACAGCCGCGGCGGGCGCGAGGCGGAGAACGAGCUGGUCAAGCACGCCGCCCACUACUGGCGGCAGUUCAACAAGAAGCGAGAGCUGGUCAAGUGCGGCCGCUGCGACCAGGAGUUCUUCUCCUUCUCCAAGCUCCGGCGGCACAUCCAGACCCACCGGCCCCCCCCGGCGGGGGGGGCCGGUGGGUCUGGAUGUGGCGCCGGCGCCGGCGCCGGGCCGGGCGUGCUGGCGGGGCCCGGGACGGCGUUCAACUGCGUGCUGUGCAGCGAGGUGCUGGAGACCCGGGAGGGGGUGCUGGAGCACUGGCGGAGUCGCCACCACUGCGAGCAGCCCGGCCUGCUCUGGAACGCCCUGCGCUGCUACCAGGGUCCCCCCCCCACCCCCCCGCGUCCCCCCGCCCCGGCCGGGGAGGAGCCGGAGGACAUGGACACGCCCGCCCCCAGCCCGCACUGA
Molecule: messenger RNA, 3153 nt
Organism: Gadus morhua (Atlantic cod)
Lineage: Eukaryota; Metazoa; Chordata; Actinopteri; Gadiformes; Gadidae
Gene: znf438
Product: zinc finger protein 438
Exons: 5
Coding region: 556-3153 (865 amino acids)
Source: RefSeq, a predicted model, not a curated record